CGCCACCAUCGUCAUCAUCAGGCGUCUCCCUCACAACCAAAACAAUCAUGGCCUCGGCGCUGGAGCAUUUCGUUAACAAUGUCACGUCUCUUUCUUCUCAAGGCAACUACAGUGAAGUCGUCAAGUAUGUCAGCAAGAGCACAGAGGUGUUGGCGAAGAACGUGGCACACCUCGACACAGUCCUGGCCACGCUGCAGCCCCAGAGCCACUCCCUGGGGGCCGUGGCGGUGCUGUGCGUGCGGCUGCAGAACACCUCCCACACCGACGCCAACAUUGACACGCUGCAUGCCACGGUAGCGGAGUUCAUCAACGUGUGCAGCGAGGAGCAGAUUAAGUACGCGCCGGAUAUGAUGGCAGACAUGUGCGGCAGCUACGCAGAUCUCCUGGUGGCCGGGAACUGUGCGAUGCGUGGGAUUGAGGUCCUGAGCAUGGCCAUUCUCAAGACACAAGAGUCCCCGCUCCACCUCACCUCCAUCCACGCACACCUGGUCCACCUGUGCCUUGAGUCGAAGUGCUUCAAACCGGCGCUCAGAUUCAUGGAUGUGGACAUUAUGGAUAUUAGUAAAGAGCGCGGUAACUACGACGUGAAGCACUUCCUCCUCUACUACUACUACGGCGGUAUGAUCUACACAGCCGUCAAGAAGUACGAGCGCGCGCAGUACUUCUUCAGGGUCUGCAUCACCACCCCAGCGCUGGCCGUCUCCCACAUCAUGCUGGAGGCCUUUAAGAAAUACAUACUCGUCUCGCUUAUACUGGAAGGAAAGAUCGGCAAAAUCCCCAAGUACGCGUCGCUGGUGGUAACGCGAUUCAUCAAGCCACUAAGCCAGGCGUACUGGGACCUGGGCACGGCCUUCGCCACUAACUGCCCAGAGAAGGUGUGCGCCGUCAUCACCAAGAACCAGGAGACCUUCACCGGUGACCAGAACAUGGGCCUGGUGAAGCAGUGCCUGAGUGCGCUGUACAAGAAGAACAUUCAGAGGCUUACGCGCACCUUCCUCACACUCUCCCUCGCUGAUGUGGCCAACCGUGUACAGCUGUCCACGCCCCAAGAGGCACAGAAGUACAUCCUCAACAUGAUUGACGACGGAGAGAUUCACGCCAGCAUCAACCAGCGCGACGGGAUGGUGGUGUUUCUGGAUAACCCUGAGAAGUACAACUCACCGACGAUGAUGGCGCAGCUUGACAAGGAGAUGCAGCUGUGUAUGGAGGUAGAGAGGCGGUUGCAGGCCAUGGAGGAGGAGAUCGUGGUCAACCCGCAGUAUGUACAGAAGGUGGUUGGGCCACAGGACGAUGAGGGGCCGUCACAAUCCUCCGCGCAGUCCUCCUCCUCCUCCUCAUUCUCCAUCGUCUCCUCCAUGUGAUGUGACGAGGGCUAGGAGGAGAAGGGAGAGGAAGAAGGGAGGAUGGAUGAAGAGAAGGGAGAAUGAGAAGAUAAAGGAGAAGAAUGUGAGUUAGAGAAGAAAGAAGAAGAGAUGAGAGAAGAAGAUGAAGAAGAGAACGGAAGGCAAAGGAAGAAAAGAAGUUGAAGGAGGAGAUGAGAGAAAAUGAGAAAAAAAAGUGGAAAAGAAGAGAAAGAGAAGGAAGUGGAAAAGAAAAAGGAAGAAAAAGUAGAAGAAAGACGUUGAAAGGGAGAGAAGGAAGGUGUAGAUGCAGUAUUUUUUUCUUAUUUUUUUUUUUUAGAUGACGAUGAUGGGAUGGGUGACGUGUGUGUGUUAGUUUGUUUGUUUUCAGUCUAUCGUCGUUUUUGUCUUCUAUUAUUCUUUUUUUCUUCUUUUUUUCUUUCUUGUCUUCAUUUUUCUUUUUCUUUUUCUUCAUUGUCUUCAUUUUUUCUUUUCUUUUUCUUCUUUCUUGUCUUAAUUUUUUUCUUCUUUUUUUCUUCUUUCUUUGUUGUUGUUUUCUUUCUUGCUUCCUUUUUGUCUUCUUUUUUGGGGGAUCUUUUCUUUUUCUUUUUAUUUAUUUUCUUUUUCUUCAUUUUUUCUCUUCUUAUUUUCCUUCAUCUUUUCUUCCUCUUUAUUUCCUUUUCUUUCUUAUUUUCAUUUGUUUUCCUCUUUUCUUUGUUUCCUGUUCUUAUUUUCUUCCUGUAAUUUAUUUUCUUUAUUUUAUUUUUUUUUUUUUUUAUAAUUCUUGGGGGAGGAAAAAAAUGUGUAUGAAAUGAAACAGAUUUAAACACACACACACACACACACACACACACACACACACACACACACACACACACACGACCACUUAUAAUAUCUCCACCACUUUAUGUAUGUAACCACCACCACCACCACCACUACUACUACUACUACUACUACUACUACUACUACUACUACUACUACUACUACUACUACUACUACUACUACUACUACUACUACUACUACUACUACUACUACUACUGUUACUACCACUAAUGCAAUCUACCACCACCACCACUACCACUACCACCACCAUUUCUACUACUACUACUACUACUACGACUAUGACUACCACCACCACCACCACUACCACCUUUACUACUACUACCACUACUAUCGUCGCAAUCUGUGGAGUAAAAUUAUUAUUAUUAUUAACAUUAUUAUUAUUAUUAUUAUUAUUAAAGAUAUUGAAAGACCA
Eriocheir sinensis (Chinese mitten crab) is the source of this 2595-nucleotide messenger RNA. It is a transcript of the gene CSN3, whose product is annotated as COP9 signalosome complex subunit 3-like. The record is from RefSeq and is a predicted model, not a curated record. The transcript is spliced from 8 exons. Gene Ontology annotation, biological process: ubiquitin-dependent protein catabolic process. The coding region runs from base 48 to 1361 and encodes 437 amino acids. Gene Ontology annotation, cellular component: COP9 signalosome. NCBI's taxonomy places the organism in Eukaryota, Metazoa, Arthropoda, Malacostraca, Decapoda, Varunidae.